UUCUCAAGUUUAAAUGACCACUUUUUUAACAGGAGUUUCCAUAUCUUUUGCGCUCUGCAAAAUUGGUACUUUCAACUAAAACAAAGGAGGAGCCAUGACUCGGUGGUGGUCGUUAAGGUGGCGGAUGGCGGUGGUUGCCACCGUGUUCAUUGUGUUUCUCACGAAUCCGGUGAGAUCACAGCCCCAAACAAACGUACUAACGCAAUCUUGCAGCCAAGUUAACGUCAUAAACUUCCAAAUUUUUAUUAGCAAUCUUAAUGAUACAUAUCGAGAUAUCCGUAGACAAUUAUCCAACAAUAACACCUACUUUGCUACCUCAAAUGUGGCAAGUAAUUCGGAGCCGGUUUACGUAAUGGCUCAGUGCAGGAAGUAUAUGUCGACAAGCGACUGCGUCCGUUGUUUUGAUUUCGCAGCUAGUUCGAUACGUAGCUGCUCCACGUUCAACGGUGCCCGAUUAGUACUUGACGGCUGUUUUCUUAGGUACGAGAGUAGUCCUUUCAAUGAUCAAACAACAUUGCCAGGAGAAAAUAAAGUCUUAUGCGAUAAUAGUACUUCAUCAGGGCAAAGCGUUUUCGAAACGACUAUGGAUGGAUUAUUGUCUAAUCUUUCUAUCGCAACACCAAAUAUAAAUGGGUUCUACGCUGCAGCCACAACGCCAGUCGUUGGUACCAAUACAACUACUGCUUAUGCAAUAGCUCAGUGUGUGGAGACAGUAACACCCGACAGUUGCAAAAGUUGCUUGCAGGCGGCAUAUGCCAACAUAAGGAGUUGUACCACUGAUGCUAGUAACGGAAGGGCUGUUAAUUUAGGGUGUUUUAUGAGGUACUCCAACACUGCAUUUUUCAGAAACAACCAAACAUUUGACAUUGCACCAUUUCUACGAGUUGGAAGUUCAAGCAAUAAGGUAGUCAUUAUUAAAGGUGUGGUUGGAGGUGUAGGUGGUGUGAUCAUCUUGCUAAUAGUUAUACUUUGGUGGUAUGGCCGAUCCAAAAGAACAACACCGGGAGGCGGGGCAACUGAAGUGAAAGACUCAAAGGAUUACAGCUAUAUUGAUCUUAAGAAAGCGACAAACGAUUUUGGUGACGAAAAUAAGCUUGGAGAAGGAGGGUUUGGAGAAGUGUACAAGGCAAUUUUGGAUGACAACAAAGUUGUGGCUGUGAAGAAGCUUAAAGUUGGACACACUGGAGCAAAAACAGGAUUUGAAAAUGAAAUCUUACUUAUAAGUCAAAUUCGUCAUCGAAAUCUUCUCGGUCUCCUUGGGUGGUGCAGUGAAGGAUCCAAUCUACUUCUUGUCCUUGAAUAUAUGCCAAAUGGAAGCCUUGAAAGAUUUCUAUGGGGUGAAAGAAAGGGAACACUUAACUGGAGAAAAAGAUAUGACAUUAUCUUAGGGAUAGCUAGGGGUCUCGCACAUCUACACAAAGAAUUCCAUGUUAAAAUUGUGCAUAGAGAUAUAAAAUCUAGCAACAUUCUCCUUGACGAUGAUUUUCACCCAAAGAUAGCAGAUUUUGGAUUGGCAAGGUUUCAGCCUGAAGAUCAAAGUCAAGUUAUCACCAAGUUUGUUGGGACACUGGGUUACACAGCGCCAGAAUAUGUACGAUACGGUGCUUUAUCAGAUAAGGUUGACACUUUCAGUUUUGGUAUUGUGAUCCUUGAAAUCAUUAGCGGUCGAAGGUGUACUAACGAGAACUUUGAUGGACCAUCAACCGAUCAUCUCCUUGAACAUGCAUGGAAGCUCUAUGAAAACCAAAAAAUUGUGAUGCUAGUUGAUGAGACAAUGAACGUCAAUCCAGAUGAAGAAAAACAUGUGAUGAAGAUAAUUGAGAUUGCUUUAUUGUGUACCCAGUCACCAGCUUCAAAAAGACCAACCAUGUCUGAAGUUGUUUUAAUGCUUUCUAAUGAUCCAUCGUACGAGGAAAGACAACUUACCAGACCUACUCUCCCUGAUCAAAAUCGGAGGAUUCAUAUAGGAUCUUCAUAGAAUUUUAAUGGCAUUGUUUAGCAAAAGUCAAAGCAAUUAGUGGUGACUGACUAAUUACAUGUGAUGGAGAACGAGAAAAGAACAUAUUUUAUAUGUGUGUUUCGUUUGGGUUUAGAAUUACAUGCAAAUACUAACUGAACGGUUAGUUUUUAAUUGAAAA
This is a messenger RNA of Helianthus annuus (common sunflower), 2138 nucleotides long. Its product is annotated as cold-responsive protein kinase 1. Lineage: Eukaryota; Viridiplantae; Streptophyta; Magnoliopsida; Asterales; Asteraceae. The coding region runs from base 95 to 1978 and encodes 627 amino acids. Gene Ontology annotation, biological process: protein phosphorylation. Gene Ontology annotation, molecular function: ATP binding; protein kinase activity. The transcript is spliced from 8 exons. The record is from RefSeq and is a predicted model, not a curated record.